Messenger RNA from Plectropomus leopardus (leopard coralgrouper), 2137 nucleotides. RefSeq names its product lines homolog 1 (gene lins1). The record is from RefSeq and is a predicted model, not a curated record. Lineage: Eukaryota; Metazoa; Chordata; Actinopteri; Perciformes; Serranidae.
UGGCAGCUCCUCACACGGAAGAGUCGGCAGCACCAUGGAGCUCUCAGCGGGCUGCAGACGCUCAUCCCCCGGCUCUCUGCGGCGCUCUGACCGCCUCACACAUGUCUUCACCUGUCUGCUGACCGGAUCGUGUCCGAGACAGACUCCUGCAGAUGUGGCUGGUGUGAUAUUUUCCGGGGUUUGUGGACAUGUCCCCGGUGAGGACAGAGAGUGUGCUCCUGUCAGCAGCGCGGAGCUGAGCUGCAUCGGUUUGACUGUGGUGGAGCGGAUCUCCUCAGACCUGACCUCCUGCAGCCUGACUCCCGAGCUCAGUGUGUACUGGGAGGAGAUCCUGACGGAGUUUCAGCACAUGGAGCUCAUGGCACAACUUAUCCAGCAGUUCCAGUCUGAGGACCAGAUUAUCUCACAUCUGGCUGCAAAGAGUGCAUCAUCGCUUGUUUUCUCACUCCUCAAAUCUGGUGCAGUGAGUCCUGUGUGGCAGCAGAAGUGUGUGCAGACGUUCUGCAGAUCAGCUCCCGGUCCUGAACUGGAUGCCUGUCUGUGGUCUCUGACUGAAGUCCUAAAAAGACUUCUUAAAGGAGCUCAUCAAGACAUCUUUGGGAAACUUCUGGCAGCUUUAGACUCCAGCGUCAGCGUUUUAUGUUCAAAGUUUCUCCCCAAAGACAGAGCGGAGAUGAUGCAGUAUUUGGAUGUUUCCAGCAGCGGACUCUGGGGAGCAACAAUCUGCCUCCUGCUGGACCUGCUGGAGGUUCUGACUGCGUCCAGUUUGACAUGCGGUGCUGGAGUCUGUCUGAAGAGUCAGAGAAUCACACACGUUCACUCCUCAGCGCUCCUCACGACGAUCAGCUGCUGCUCGCAGUAUUUUGUCAAAAAGCGAGCGCUGCUGCUUCUGAAGAGAGCCGCGCUGCAGAAGGCUGGAGAGGAGUGGGCUUUAGGUGAGCCGCCGUCCGCUGGGACAAAACACGACGACUUUGACUCUGAUAUGAGCCUGCUGGCUCGGAGCGUGCUCACAGCGGCGAGGAUGAACUGGUUACAGAGUGUGCAGGUGGAGCCGGCGUCUUUCUUUGGGGGGACGAGACGCGUCAGAGGGGAUGAAGGUCAGAAACCGGACUGUGUGAUGCUGAGGGCCGUCAGCCUGCUUCUCCUCAAGUCCAUGGAGCUUCACGUCCAAACAGCUGCAGGGACAGGAGUGGACGGUGCUACAGAGGUUUCUGGGUAUCUGCAGAGUCUGUGGGACUUCCUGAGGCAGUGCAGCGUCCAGCUGACGGAGGUCGCUCACCGCUGCUGCUGGAUCAGUGUGCUGUUUGGAGAACAGGACGACGACAUGAUGGAGGCAGCCAAAGCUUGUUUGUCCAUAUUCCUCCAUCACAGACGGUGUUCAGGGUUUGAGGACUCUGCCGUGUUGAAGGCGGCGUGCGCCUCUGGCUGCAACCCUCACUGCCACUUCCUGCUGCUGCUUCAGAGCAUCUCCUUCGACCACAGCAUCCUCCUCGACUUCCUCAUCUCCACGGAAACCUGCUUCCUCGAGUACUUUGUUCGGUACCUCAAGUGCCUCACAGCUGACUGGCCGGGCUUCACUGCAGCGUGUGGAAGAACCGGCUCGCCUGGCUGUCGAAUUUCACCGCAGAUGUCACUCGCUGCCUCAUGCAGCGGUGAUAAUUUAAAGGGGACAGACGGGGUUGAAUUCAGCUCCUGUGAUCAGCCUUCAGGUGUUAUUUCAGAAGCAGGAAAGAUCAAUUCGGCUGCUGGGUUUCACCUUGUAGAUUAUGAUAGUUCUGACGAGUCUGAUCCAGAAAGCAUGGAGGUUUCUCAGAAUGAAGCUUUGGAUGAGAAACAGGAGAUGAGUGGACCACCAGCAGCUCUCAGGCGUGAGUCAUCAGACUCAACGGGAUUACCGAGUGAACCUAAAUCCACACUGGAAAGAGGACUCAAAGAUCCAUCACUGCAGGUGAUGCAGACCGGGCAAACGUUGCGUUCAGGUCCACAGGUGACCUGCAGAACGUUAACCAGAGCGGUUCUCUGUAUGUCAGCGCUCAGAGACGUGGUGACGAGGCUGCAGACCAAGAAACUCUUCCCGUACAACCCGUCUUCACUCUUAAAGCUCUUAGCACAAGUGGAAAACUGUUUCUAGCUAUCA